GCGGGCUUGCGUUGGCCCGCUCGCUCGGAUCUUCCCCCAACACACACACACACCCCGCCUCCCGGCCUGGGCUGGGUGUCGGCGGGCGGCCGGACGCCGGCUGUCAUGGUGCGAGCGGCGCGGCCCCGUUGAGCGUCGGCGUGGCGGCGGCGAGCCCGGCUCGGGGUCACCAUGCCUACCCGAGUAUGUUGCUGCUGCUCUGCUUUGCGUCCUCGCUACAAACGCCUGGUGGACAACAUAUUCCCUGAAGAUCCAAAAGUAAUUUGAUCUACAUCUACUGACCCUUCUCUUUGCUGACCCAUUCUGCCCCUGCUGACCUCCCUAAGGAUGGCCUUGUUAAAGCUGAUAUGGAGAAAUUGACCUUUUAUGCCGUAUCUGCUCCAGAGAAGCUGGAUCGCAUAGGCGCCUAUCUAGCCGACAGGUUGAGCAGGGAUGUUGUCAGACAUCGUUCUGGGUAUGUUCUAAUUGCUAUGGAGGCUUUGGACCAACUUCUUAUGGCCUGCCACUCUCAAAGCAUCAAGCCAUUUGUAGAAAGCUUUCUUCAUAUGGUAGCAAAGCUACUGGAAUCAGGGGAACCAAAGCUUCAAGUUCUUGGAACAAACUCUUUUGUCAAAUUUGCAAAUAUCGAAGAAGAUACACCAUCCUAUCACAGGCGAUAUGACUUCUUUGUAUCUCGAUUCAGUGCCAUGUGUCAUUCCUGUCACAGUGAUCCUGAGAUACGAACAGAAAUCCGGAUUGCUGGAAUAAGAGGGAUUCAAGGUGUGGUUCGCAAAACAGUUAACGAUGAACUUCGCGCUACCAUUUGGGAACCUCAGCAUAUGGACAAGAUUGUUCCAUCCCUCCUGUUUAACAUGCAGAAGACUGAAGAAGUUGACAGUCGCCUAGGCCCUCCUUCUUCUCCUUCUGCAGCUGAUAAAGAGGAGAACCCCGCUGUGUUGGCUGAGAACUGCUUUAGAGAACUGCUGGGCCGAGCAACUUUUGGGAAUAUGAAUAAUGCAGUUAGACCAGUUUUUGCGCAUUUAGAUCAUCACAAGUUGUGGGAUCCUAAUGAAUUUGCAGUUCACUGCUUUAAAAUCAUAAUGUAUUCUAUUCAGGCUCAGUAUUCUCACCAUGUCAUCCAGGAGAUUCUUGGCCACCUUGAUGCUCGUAAAAAAGACUCUCCCAGGGUUCGUGCAGGUAUUAUUCAGGUUCUGUUAGAAGCUGUGGCCAUUGCUGCUAAAGGCUCCAUAGGGCCUACAGUGCUGGAAGUCUUCAAUACCCUACUGAAACACCUGCGUCUUAGUGUGGAGUUUGAAGCCGGUGAUUCGCACAGGGGAUCGGUAGGCAGUGUCACCUUAAGUUCCAAAGACAGUGAUGAGAAGAUUGUGCAGAACGCUAUCAUCCAAACGAUAGGAUUUUUUGGAAGUAACCUACCAGAUUACCAGCGGUCAGAAAUCAUGAUGUUCAUUAUGGGGAAAGUACCUGUUUUUGGAACAUCUACUCAUACUUUAGAUAUCAGCCAACUAGGAGAUUUGGGAACUAGGAGGAUCCAGAUAAUGUUGCUGAGAUCUUUGCUCAUGGUAACCUCUGGAUACAAAGCCAAGACAAUUGUGACUGCACUGCCUGGGUCUUUUCUGGACCCUCUGUUAUCCCCAUCUCUCAUGGAAGAUUAUGAGCUGCGGCAGUUGGUCUUGGAAGUAAUGCACAACCUCAUAGACCGCCAUGACAACAGGGCAAAGCUUCGCGGGAUCAGAAUAAUACCAGAUGUAGCUGACCUGAAAAUUAAAAGAGAAAAAAUUUGUAGACAAGACACGAGUUUCAUGAAAAAGAAUGGCCAACAGCUAUAUCGGCACAUAUAUUUGGGCUGUAAAGAAGAAGACAAUGUUCAGAAAAACUAUGAACUACUCUAUACAUCUCUUGCUCUUAUAACUAUUGAAUUAGCCAAUGAAGAGGUAGUGACUGAUCUUAUCCGAUUGGCCAUUGCUUUACAGGACAGUGCGAUUAUCAAUGAGGAUAAUUUGCCCAUGUUCCAUCGGUGUGGGAUUAUGGCACUGGUUGCAGCUUAUCUCAACUUUGCAAGUCAGAUGAUAGCUGUUCCUGCAUUUUGCCAGCACAUUAGCAAGGUCAUUGAAAUUCGAACGAUGGAAGCCCCUUAUUUCCUUCCAGAGCAUAUUUUCAGAGAUAAGUGCAUGCUUCCAAAGUCUUUAGAAAAGCAUGACAAAAAUUUGUACUUUCUGACCAACAAGAUUGCAGAGUCACUAGGUGGAAGUGGAUAUAGUGUUGAGAAACUCACAGUACCCUAUGUACCACAGGUAACAGAUGAAGAUCGUCUUUCUAGAAGGAAAAGUAUUGUGGACACCGUAUCCAUUCAAGUGGAUAUUUUAUCUAACAGCAUUCCUUCUGAUGAUGUGGUUAGUAACACAGAAGAAAUCACCUUUGAGGCAUUGAAGAAAGCGAUUGACACCAAUGGCAUGGAAGAACAGGAAAAAGAAAAGAGACGACUUGUAAUAGAAAAGUUCCAGAAAGCACCUUUUGAAGAAAUAGCAGCACAGUGCGAAUCCAAAGCAAAUUUGCUUCAUGAUAGACUUGCUCAGAUAUUGGAACUCACCAUACGUCCUCCUCCCAGCCCAUCAGGAACACUGACCAUUACUUCCGGGCAUGCCCAGUACCAAUCUGUCCCAGUCUAUGAGAUGAAGUUUCCAGACCUCUGUGUGUACUGAACGAAGACCUAUGCAUAGGAUUGUAAAGCCUAAAACUGAAGGCCCAGCUGAAUUUUCAGGGUUUACUUAACGCUUGUAAUCAUACUUGUGGAAAAUGACGGUGGAAUUUAUUUGUUACCAAACGUUUGGCACGCUAUAGUAGAAGUUUGGGAACCAUAUAUUAUUUAGAGUAGCUUUAAAGAUAGAUUCACACCAUGUAAAUUUGUGUUGAGGUUCCUGUUAGCUUCUAAAGCUGGACAUGUAUUGGUCUCACAUAAUUCCACUGUUAAACAGCAUAUUUUCAACUUUUCACAAACAUGUAUUUUUUUAAAAAAAAAUUGAAGAUGUAUAACCUGUCUAUUAUUUCUUAAACAGCUGCACCACUGCUUAGAAGUAAGAUUGCCUUUGUUUCUGGUUAUGUGCAAAAGUAAAUGUAGUCCUCCCUCUCCAGAGGGUGCAGCUUCCUGUCCUGCUCUCGAGAGCCUGGCAUAGGCAGGCCUGCAGCCGCCCGCCAUAGCCACCUGCAAGAGGCCAUCAGCAGCUGUGUGGUGGUAAAACAUCUCUCGGAUACUAGUGCUAGGUCACGACCCUGAAAAUCGCCAUACUUCACAUUGUCUGGUUCUUCGACCUCUUAGAGCUUAGAGCUUAUUACUUCUGGAGUACCGAACUGUGCAAUAUUUUUUACAUCAUAAGAUGUAUAGUUUACAAACUGUUUUGAACCUAUAGUCAUAUUUUGCCUUGGCUUUAUUAAUUGAGUGAAAUAUAUAUACAUAUAUAUAUAUAUUUAGAAUAGAAAAGAAAGACACUUAAGACAGCUACUAGUUCACCUGUGAGGAGUCUGUGCAUUUCAGUUUCUACUAAGAAUACAUACUUUGCAUUUUCAUAUUGUGUAUUCCUUUCACUCUUGCUAGUAAAAAAUUUUAAUUUGGGAGAUUUGAGCAAAAACUUGUGUACAUCUCUGUCUAGGGUUAAUUGCAUUAUUUCCUGACAGUACCUCUGUCUUAGCACUCAGAUGCUAAGGUUUGUCAGUGAGAACUGCUUUCAGUGUCAGCUUCCAAACCCAAGGCCAGGCUGCAUUCUUACGUUUCAGUGCAUUCCAUCACAGGGUGAAAAUGAACAGCUUUCUUUGUCAUUCUCAGAAAGUUCUCUUAGGAUGUUUUUAUAAUAUCGCCUUAGUUUUACCUUCUCAGGUUCAAUUUUUUUUAAAUUUUUUUUUGACGUAUCCAGAGCUGUCAUUCAAAAAAUUUGGUUUUGUCUUUUGUUUUUGUUUGAAAAAUUGCAGUGAAGAAUGAGAUGUUUUUAACUUUGUGUUGAUGGUUCUUUGGGCUCUGUUAGUGAAACAGAAAUAAAUAAGGAAAUGAUAAUAAAUAUCCUCAGAUUUUUUUAAAAUAUUGAAACUGAAGCGUAACGUCUUGAAAGAGUCUAGUGGUUUAAAGACGUAAAAUAGAUACUGACAUGUCUGGAGCUGCUGGUUAUGUGCAGAAAAACCAGACCCUACUUUCCAAGACAAGGCAGUCACUCCCGGAGGACCACAUGGCCUUGCCGCAGAUGUCACGUGACUUCCCCUCCUAACAGGUAAAACGUCUCAUCACUCACUAAGUGAAAUCUUAUGUUGUUGUUUUUUUUUUAUUUCUCUCUCCUUAUGCAUUUGUAAGUUAGCAUAUUAAUUUCUGACUGAAUUGAACAUAUACGCAGGGGGACAUGCAAAAACAAUCACCAUCCACUUGGAUGUCAUUUUAUAAAUUAACACUGUGUGGUUUUGUAUGGAAGAAAUAAAUAUAUAUAUAUAUAUAUAAUUUAAUAGGGUAAGAAAAAUAUAUAUUCAUUUGCACUCAUGUGAAACCAAACUGCCCUACAGAAUUUUAUGUUUCUCAGUGGUAUUAAAAAUGCAUGUGUUGCAUGUAAAGGAAAACCAUCACAAUUAUUGUUGACCAUAGUUCUCUCUUGGUUUUUUGUAAACUGUUGCUCUGCGUUUUGUUGGGGAGGUUUAAUUGCAGUUCUUUUUAAAUCAUGGUAGACUUCUAUAUAGUCCAGAUCUAGUAGACUGAACUGGCCCUUGUUGACACGGAUUCUCAAGGAGUAGCCAUUUUCUCUGGCCACCCCCACCCCCACCCCCCAAUGCCGGCAGGGGGUCUCUGCAGAGAGAGCUGAGCAAGCCACCAGGGAGCGGGUUCAGACACUGGAACUUCGGGAUUCUUCAAGUCCCUUGUAUAGCUGCACUUUGGUAGAUGUAAAGAACUGGAAGCAAAUUGUUAUUCAUUCUCUCUCCGCUUUAUACAGUCACUUAUUCUUUAGCAUGACCUUGAACCACUCACAUUUAAAUGUUCUUACUGGGCUUGUGUCUGUAAGCUGCUCAGAGUUUAAUUGUAUUUUACACGAACACAUUCAUACUUCCUUCAUAUUUCUUAACUUGUAGAGUACCAGCAAAUAACUUCCCACUCCCCAAAAUGUUUCUUUUCCUCCUCCUCGAAAAUAUUACUGAUUUGUCUGAUUCAUGCUGAUAUACGUGUUAAUGUAAUGUAGUAAGUUUUUUUAAUGUAAAACUUCACUGUGCAAUCAUAUGUAAGCAAUAAAAUGAAAUUGAGUUACUUGUAUGUAA
Perognathus longimembris pacificus (Pacific pocket mouse) is the source of this 5277-nucleotide messenger RNA. It is a transcript of the gene Efr3a, whose product is annotated as EFR3 homolog A. Gene Ontology annotation, cellular component: plasma membrane. NCBI's taxonomy places the organism in Eukaryota, Metazoa, Chordata, Mammalia, Rodentia, Heteromyidae. The record is from RefSeq and is a predicted model, not a curated record. Gene Ontology annotation, biological process: protein localization to plasma membrane. Bases 348 to 2699 code for a protein of 783 amino acids. The transcript is spliced from 23 exons.